This is a messenger RNA of Colletotrichum phormii, 1494 nucleotides long. RefSeq names its product fungal-specific transcription factor. NCBI's taxonomy places the organism in Eukaryota, Fungi, Ascomycota, Sordariomycetes, Glomerellales, Glomerellaceae. Gene Ontology annotation, cellular component: nucleus. The transcript is spliced from 3 exons. Gene Ontology annotation, molecular function: DNA-binding transcription factor activity, RNA polymerase II-specific; RNA polymerase II cis-regulatory region sequence-specific DNA binding; zinc ion binding. The record is from RefSeq and is a predicted model, not a curated record. Gene Ontology annotation, biological process: positive regulation of transcription from RNA polymerase II promoter by galactose; DNA-templated transcription. The coding region runs from base 1 to 1494 and encodes 497 amino acids.
AUGAACAGCGGUUCUCGUCUUGGAUUCGCCUUUGCUGCAAUUCCAGGACCGACAAUCAUUGAUCCUCAGGAUCUGAGCUUGGUCAAGAUGGUGCUAUCCACAGCCCUGACCGUAGAAGCGGGAGGCUCAAGUCAGCUUGGCAGGUCCCUAUUCCUCGAUGUGAGGAAGUCAUCACAUGACAAGCUAUGGGAAUCGGCGAGCAUUAAGUCGACUAUGCUCUACAUUUUUCUCGCGGUUUACAGCUUCAUGACUGGCGACGAUUUGCAAGCCUGGAGACUUGUCGGCAUUGUUGCCCGAUGGUGUUUAGAAAUGGGUCUCCAUCAAUCAGCAACCAUCAGCAAAACUUUCAAGGAUGCUGGAAAACGUAAGAUGGCCAUGCGGCUAUUCUGGUGUGUCUACACGUUGGACAGAAGGUGGGGCUUUGGCGCAGGAUUACCCUUCGUGAUGCAUAACUUCGAUGUUGACCAGCAAUUGCCGGAACCCGACCAAAAUGUGCCGUAUCUCAGAGCCAUGGUUGAGUACAGCCGAAUUGGCGACAAGGUUUGGGCGACAUCGUACAACUCGGCAAGAGCAACGGGCGCCAUCCGAGACGACGAAAUCUCCUACCUGCUGUACCGCAUAGAUCAGUGGUAUGAAGACCUCCCGGAAGAUUUGAGGCUUUCCUCAAAUGAGCAGACGGUGAGUCCCAAUACGAACUCUACAACGUCUAGAGGUCUUCAACGGCUGCAGGUUCUGCUUCACCUGCGAGCCAACCAGAUGAAGAUCCUUCUGCUUCAACCAUUCCUCCACUCCACAUCCAGUCUCAAGUCCAACAAGUCCAAGGUCCAGUCACUCGUCAUCCUGGCCAAGGACACCAUCCAGAUGCUUGACUCUCUCAACAAAUCAACAGAUAUCUACCAGAAUCAACAAAUGUGUUUCAACCACUUCCUCGUCUCAGCUCUGGGAGUCAUCUUCCUAGUUGUAACCCUGUCUCCAAUGGAACACGGUGCUUCAGUCCGUGAUGAGUUUCAUACCGCAUUGGACUUGAUCAGGGGUCUAAGUGCCCGAUCGUAUGUCUCGAGCCGGCUGUGGAGGAGAAUAAGCGACCUACGGCUCGCUUGGCGAAAGCUCGGAUUGAACGCCCCUCAGUCGAGGGAAGCCAGAGGGCCUAGUACGCAGCAAGGCCACGCGCUAGUCACACCACCUACCUCAUCAGGAGGUAUGGACAUGCCACCUGGAAGCGUGCCGACAGCUGUCGAUGAUGGUCUGCGCGGCCCAGAGCUUGGCACAUGGCCAGCAGGCUCGGUUGAGCCUUUCACCGAGGCCCAGAUGGCGCAGGAGCUGAACGGCUUUUUCAACUCGAUAGAUGGCGGGGGAGAUUUUGGGAUUCCUUUACCUGUUCUGGGUACUGACGGUGACGGCCUUGAUCCAGAGCGAGGUCCUGAGGAUUCGUUCCUCGUGGAUGAUAUGAACGCCUCCAUGGAUGUGUCUCAUUUAUUUGUAGAUAUGCUAUGA